Messenger RNA from Spinacia oleracea (spinach), 1351 nucleotides. RefSeq lists its product as uncharacterized. Gene Ontology annotation, biological process: response to auxin. Bases 280 to 915 code for a protein of 211 amino acids. The transcript has 3 exons. The record is from RefSeq and is a predicted model, not a curated record. Lineage: Eukaryota; Viridiplantae; Streptophyta; Magnoliopsida; Caryophyllales; Amaranthaceae.
CUUUUUAUCAUCAUCCCAAAAUUGUCGCCAACAUAAACAGUUUCACAUUUCUUAUUUUAGAGUAGCUUCUCCCCGAUUUUCCCUCCACACUUUUUAUAACAACCAACCUCACAAUUUUUGUUCUAUCCAUUUUAUCUUUUCUUAAUUUUUUCUCCCUUUAAUAAAGCACUCAAUUUGAGGAAAUAUUCUGCUUUAUCUAGUUCAUAAAAGUUAUCAAUCUCUUUUUUAGUUUGUUGUGAUACCAUGUUCUAAAUCUCCAUAUCUGUCACAGCUGAAUGCAUGCCUCUUCCCAAUUACACUUCCAGUGGACAAUCUGAUGAUGUUGGCCCUCAGAAAUAUAACCUGCUGAUUUCAACCAGGAGAGAAUAUAUUAUUCAAACUGAAAGUUGCCUCUACAAGAAUCAGGCCAUGGACGAACAAGGGAAUGGUAGAGUGAGUAUUAUCUUACAAAUAGUAAGGUUGAAAGAACUUGUCCGAAAAUGGCACAACGCAACUGUCAAAUCAGCACAGUCUAACUCUAACUCUAACCAACAUGGUCAUUCUCAUUCUCAACCGGGUGGAAUCGCACCUGAAGUAUGUAAGCGGUUAAAAAAGUCAGCUGUUGGAUUUGAUUCAGAUGAGGACGGGUGCCAAAGCCCUGAACCACCUCCUGAUGUUCCCAAGGGAUAUCUAGCCGUUUAUGUGGGGCCCGUGCUCCGGAGGAGGUUCAUCAUCCCCACUUCUUACCUUACCCAUCAUCUUUUCAAGGUACUCCUUGAAAAGGCAGAGGAAGAGUUUGGGUAUGAGCAUGGUGGUGGUGGCAUUACCAUUCCUUGUGACAUUGAGAUCUUUAAGUAUCUUAUAAAGUGCAUCGAAAGUGAGAACAUAAACGAGAGAGAACGUCCCACCGAAGCAGUGGAUGAAUCUGCAAAAUGAAGACUAAGCAUCAAUGCAUGUUCUUUGUAAAGAGUUUGAAGCAUAGGUUGUUUAACCCCCUAGUCGGCCUAGUGUAAAGGAAGUUUUUUUUUUCUUAUUGUACGCGGCAUUUUCUUUUUCUUGUUUUCAUUACGUAUGGUAGUUAAUUAAUUAGAGUUGGAUCAUCGUUGUUCCCCUCUUAUUUUCCGGGGUUGAGGGAGGAUUAUGAACUAUUUGAUUAUGUUUUCUUGCUUUAGUAUUUUGGGAGACAAUUGAGAGUAUUCAAAUGUACUUGCCACAUCUUUUAUCCGGGCAUGAAAGCAUAUAUCUCGUUUCCAUUACAAAGAAUUGGUUUUUAUGUGUAUGUAAAUUCGUUUGAUAUUUGUUUCGAGUGAUACACUUGUAAGUGUUGUAACUAUGAGUUUCUAAAGAUAAUAUAGGAUUAAUUUUGGUUUGA